CUGAGUAAAUUGCAAUUAGCUCUGCACACAUACUUCUCAAACGCAGUAUCAAGUGGUAGUCAUCGAUUUUCAUCAGCCGCGGCAACACCAUUUGAAAUAUGGAUAGAUUUUUACUCGUCUCGAUUUGGAUUGUUGCGUCAAUAUCUUCAAUCAGCGCAGACGAGGGUCCACAGUGCACGCUGGAUAAUCUUGGUAUCUUCGAAGUUUGCGUCGACUCCGAGGUGAUAACAUCCGUCAAUCAAAAACAAGAUUCUCAGAGUCUCUCAUUAAUUGUAGCCAAUGUCUCCGCCAUAGCUCCAUAUGCAUUCCGAGAAGUGAAAAUCCAUAAGCUCAAGUUAUGGGGCAAUCUGAAUUCGUGGAACUGCACGCCGAAGGUCAUCAAUGUAACGCCAGAAUCAUUUGAGGGCUUGUCUGACAUCACUUCCCUCGAGCUGAAAUGUUUGGAGUUUCCAGUGGAAUUGAAUCCUUUCAAACAUCUCGAAGCACUUGAAGAUCUCCGAUUGACAGGAGUUGACUUCUCGAAACUGGGUGACGAAUUUUUCGCUGACUUUCCAAAUCUCAAUGUAUUAAAAUUAAUCGACUCAAAAAUUACUAUCAUUACUCCCAAAACAUUCUCAAAAAUUCCUGAACAACUCAAGCAAUUAUGGAUAAUACGUGGGGUAAGCGCUAUUGAACCGAAGUCUUUUGAGAGAUUUCGUAAUUUGAAAGGUCUGGGGCUGCAUGAAGGUCAGUUAGCUAGUCUAUCAUCUGGAAUUCUUCAUGGUCUUCAUCAGUUGGAACACCUGAAUUUGCAGAAAAAUGGUAUCCAAGAGAUAGCUGCAGAUGCAUUCAGUGGACUACCCAGUUUGAAAACUCUCUAUUUGACUUCAAACCAGAUAAAGGAACUAGAACCGUUUACCUUUGCUGGAUUGAACGUCCAUCAUCUUGCUCUGUCGUACAACCAAUUGGAGCAUCUGACUACUGGAGUCUUUCAGAAUCUUCGACAUCUGAGUUAUUUGGACCUCGAUUUCAAUCACAUAACUAACAUCGACUCCCAGAGUUUCGAAGACUGCCCUAAACUUGCGAUGCUCAAUUUGGAUUCCAAUAUUAUACAGCACAUCGAGCCGAGAGCAUUUUCGGGUCUAAAUCUCCACACGCUCGAUUUGACAGAUAAUAACAUCAGUGUUUUGGGAAGCGACACGUUCGCUGGUCUCCGUGUUGGUGAGAUAUUGGAUCUCCGUAAUAACAACAUCACGGAAAUUAAGCCACAGGCAUUCAGGAAUUUGAUAGCUCGAUGGGUAGCACUUUGUUACAUCAACGAGGCUGAGGUUGAUAGAGAUAGCUGGGGUGUGGGUAAUUCAAUUCAAAUGCUGGCCAUCGAUCGUUGUGGUCAUGUGUAGAAUGAUGAGGAUUUUGUGUAAGGCAUUUCAUUCGGCAACCAGAGAUGGGAUUCUCCGCGCGGAACAGAACUUUUUGGCGCCGUAGUCUUGGUGCCAAACAUAUUGUCGCCCGUUUUUCUGGCCCCUAUAGAAUUUUUGGUACUUUAUGUCAUCAAUAACAACACUUCAGUAUCUUUGGAAGAAUUUUUUUUUAUAUUUUACUGAAAAGAAUUAUUAUUUCAAAUGAUCGAUAUUUCUGUUUUUCGUAUUUUCUUAUAUAGUAUACUUUCUAUUAAAAAAAAAUAUUGCAUUAA
Molecule: messenger RNA, 1672 nt
Organism: Diachasma alloeum
Lineage: Eukaryota; Metazoa; Arthropoda; Insecta; Hymenoptera; Braconidae
Product: insulin-like growth factor-binding protein complex acid labile subunit
Exons: 1
Coding region: 99-1379 (426 amino acids)
Cellular component (GO): extracellular matrix
Molecular function (GO): protein binding
Source: RefSeq, a predicted model, not a curated record